AUGUCUGCUGACGACGACUUGGUGCCCGAAUCUGUAGAAGGCUACACUGUGGGCGAGAAAAAGACCAUUGCUGAGUACACGAAGCUCGACGCUGAGGACGAGUCGCUUGCCAAGUGGAAGGCGUCUUUGGGGUUGAGUGCUGAGGGCCUGGCUUAUCCGGUGAAGGCGGGCGAUAAGAGAACCGUGGUCAUUGUCGAGAUGGCGCUAACGUUUCCUGAAGAUAAGCUGCUCGAGCCAAUUGUGAUUUCUUUGGAGGACGCGAGCGGGAACACCAUCGAUAAGGAGAUCAAGUUCUCCAUCAAGGAGAAGGCCGUGUACGAGUUGCACGUCAAGUUUCGCGUACAGCACGAGAUCAUCACGGGCUUGAAGUAUUUGCAUUCGGUCAAGAAGGCUGGCAUCCGUGUGGAGAAGAUGGAGGAGCCUUUGGGCUCGUAUGCUCCCAACACUAAGGAGAAGCCUUACUACGAGAAGUCCUUGGGCGCCGUGGAGGCGCCUUCGGGGUUGUUGGCUAGGGGCUCGUACUCUGCCGUGACCAAGUUUGUGGACGACGAUAAGACCGUUCAUUUGAGCUUUCCCUGGUCGUUCCAGAUCACGAAAUGA
Candidozyma auris is the source of this 600-nucleotide messenger RNA. It is a transcript of the gene RDI1, whose product is annotated as Rdi1p. The coding region runs from base 1 to 600 and encodes 199 amino acids. Gene Ontology annotation, molecular function: Rho GDP-dissociation inhibitor activity; protein binding. The record is from RefSeq and is a predicted model, not a curated record. Gene Ontology annotation, biological process: Rho protein signal transduction. NCBI's taxonomy places the organism in Eukaryota, Fungi, Ascomycota, Pichiomycetes, Serinales, Metschnikowiaceae. Gene Ontology annotation, cellular component: cytoplasm; membrane; cytosol. The transcript has a single exon.